UAAUAUUUAACACACCCACAGGAGGCUGGAGUUGCUGCGCUGCGAGUAGGGGCAGACUGAUGCUUUUUGAACAGAACAGGGGGAUUUCACUCUGCACCUGCCAAAGACCUUCCCUUCUGCCUGCUCGCUAUCCGCUCUUCUUGCUCCCCGGCCCUCCCCACUGUAAGUGCCCAGGCUUGAUAGGAAUCAAGGAGACCCAUGAAUGCCAGCAACACAAGCACCCCCCCAGAUCUGCUCUAAUCUCUUCCCUGUGUGUGUUGCACUGUUUCAGCAGCUUGUUUUCCAGCCAUGCUGAGUGCCAAGCCGGGGCUGCUCCUAUGUCUCCUAUCCUCUCCUGUGUGACUGCCCUCUCCCUCUCUCUGAAUGAGGAUUUCUGGAUACAUUACAGAAGAACCGUCCCAACCCAAUGAUUCCCAGCUCUGUGCAGAGGCAGCCCUGCAGCUGAAGCCGGGGGUCACUUCAGUGGGGAUGCCCAGCAGCUCUAUGCCCAGCUCAUUCCAACGUUUCGGAUUCUUCUCUUUCUCAUUUCACUUCUGCUAAUUCUCUUCUUCAUUUUGUAUUAUCCAUUCCUUUUUAACUUUUAAUAUUCCCUUUGCCUGCGGACUUGAUUGCGAUACCAUCUUUAGAACCAACAAGGCAAAUGGAGACUAUUUAUAAAGAACGCAUUCUCCUUUAGAGCUUGUCGCCGGGGGUUACUCCGUCUACCUGCGCCGCCUUUGGUUUUGGACCUGGUUGUUGGGGGUGGGGGGGUGGAUUCUGUAUUCAUAGAAGGGGAAAAUGAAGAUGAUUCUGGUUCGGAAGUUCAGGGUGCUGAUCCUGAUGGUGUUCCUGGUGGCCUGCACCCUGCAUAUCAUGAUAGAUCUCUUGCCAAAGCUGGAGAGGAGAUCAGUAAGGAGUGAUGGGGAGAUGGGGUGCGCCUGCUCUCAGAAUCACAAUGAGGAGUCCCACCAGCAGGGAUGGGGUAAGGUUCGACCCAAGAACACAGGGGAGCCGGGCUGGCCCAACAAGCACACCCUGAGGAUCUUACAGGACUUCAGCAGCGACCCCAGCUCCAACCUCACCUCCCAUUCAUUAGAGAAGCUGAGUGGCACAGUGGACAAAAAUGAAUCGUUCAGAAAGCUGGAGCAGCAGGAGGGCCCCAGAGACAUUGCUGAUAAGCAGCUGAUCCAGGAAAGGAGUAUAAACAAAGCCCAUGUUGGCACUGGGCACUCCAGGCUGGCAGCCCUCUUCCAGCACCCCCUGUACAAAAGCUCAGUCCCCCCACUCACAGAGGAUGAUGUCUUAUUUAAUGUCAACAGUGAUAUUAGGUUUAACCCCAAAGCUGCUGAGUCCCAGGACUGGCAACACGUAGUCAAUGAAGGCAACGAAGAGGAAGUAUUUAUGCCGACGGGAGAAGCACAUAUAGAUUCCUAUCCCAACUGGUUAAAGUUUCAUAUUGGCAUAAACCGUUACGAGUUGUACUCCACGCAGAAUCCGGCAAUAGAGACUUUGCUUCAAGACCUGGCCACUCUAAAAAUCAACACUGUGGCAAUGAAGACUGGAGGCACGCAGCUUAAGCUCAUCUUGACAUUCCAGAAUUACGGACAAGCUUUGUUUAAACCGAUGAAGCAAACAAGAGAACAAGAGACGCCACCUGACUUUUUCUACUUUUCGGACUAUGAGCGGCACAAUUCUGAGAUUGCUGCUUUUCACCUUGACAGGAUUCUCGACUUCCGUCGCGUGCCACCAGUUUCUGGCAGAUUGGUGAACAUGACUAAAGAAAUAAGGGAUAUUACAAGGGACAAGACAUUAUUGAGAACGUUCUUCAUCUCACCAGCAAACAACAUCUGCUUUUAUGGAGAAUGCUCCUAUUACUGCUCAACGGAACAUGCACUUUGUGGAAAGCCCGAUCAGCUAGAAGGUUCCUUGGCAGCGUUUCUCCCAGACUUGUCCCUGGCUAAGAGGAAAAAUUGGAGAAAUCCAUGGAGGAGAUCAUACCAUAAGCGAAAGAAAGCAGAGUGGGAAGUUGACCCUAACUACUGCGAAGGAGUAAAGAUGACCCCACCCUACGACAGCGGCACUCGGCUCCUUGACCUCAUCGACAUGACUGUGUUUGACUUUCUGAUGGGGAAUAUGGAUCGUCACCAUUAUGAAACCUUUGAGAAGUUUGGCAAUGAAACAUUUAUCAUUCACUUGGAUAAUGGAAGAGGAUUUGGAAAAUAUACACACGAUGAACUCUCCAUCUUGGUCCCUUUGAUCCAGUGUUGCAGAAUAAAGAAAUCUACUUACCUGCGGUUACAGUUACUAGCAAAGGAAGAGUACUUGCUAAGCCGAGUGAUGGAGGAAUCUUUACAACUCGAUAAGUUAGCACCUCUUCUUUAUCGGCCACAUCUAGACGCAUUGGACAGAAGAUUACGGAUUGUUCUAAACGCAGUCAGUGACUGCCUUGAAAAACAUAGUUAUAAUGACGUAGUUGAAGAUGAUUGGGACUCAUCUGAUGCAAAAGACAAAACAACCAAGAGGUAGUGACGUUAAAUUAAAAAAAAACGCUGCUAACUUCAAAGGAGGUGAAGACAACAGUCUUAAAAAAGGGACUGUAUAUGCUCCAGAGUGAAUUCAGUGAAUUCAGAUUAAAGAUGUAAUUGUUCCCUCUGUAGUCAACCUAUAGACAGACACGCAGGAUUAGGUAAAUAAGACGUUUGUAUUAUAAGUAGAUUUUAUGGAUGUGCAUAAAAACGAUAUGGUCAAAGACCCUCCGAGUUGGGCUUGUAAGGAGAAUAUGUUUUCUUUGUACAGAUAGAAGCUCUUUAUUUAAAGAAAACAUAUUUAUAUAUGGUAUAUCUAUUAAAGGAAAAAAUGAUGAUCUACCUACCACUUUUUCUAACAAAAAAAAAAAAAUUAUCUGUGAUAUUGAUUUAAGAUAAAGACACCAAAUGAUUGUCAGGAGAAUUUUAGCUUUAUUUUGAAGGGAUAUGAUUGCAACUACUAGUACUUUUUUAUUUAAAAAAAAGGUUUACUAAUCCAGUAUCUGAAAGGUACAUGGAGUUAACAGGAUACAAUCCACGGCAACUGUGCAAUGGAAGCUUUACUGGAAUGCAGAACAACAAAAAAGAAAGGAUAUUUAUCAUGUCUUUAUCAGGCCUUUAUUUUUGGACCUUCAUUUCAGGGCCUCUAUCUUCUUAAGUUGGUUUUUAAUAUGUUGGUGUAAAUACUGUACAUAACAUACCUGGAUACUGGUUGCCAUAGGCAGCUGUAUGCUUCAUUUUGCAACAUUUUUGUGUUUGCAGCGUGGUAAAAGUGCAAUAAAAAAGGCAAAUCUGCACCUCAAAGUGUCUUUUGUCAGAAAUUGUCAGUCACAUAUUAUAGGUGUUGCUUUGUUGGUUCAUGAUCUCUUUCUCCUGGGAUUCACUUAAUUCUUGCCCCACAGAAGCAUCAUGAGAAUUGUACCUUCUAUUGUACAUGUGUACAAAAAAUAAUGGCAGAGAGUCACACCGGAAAGUGAUUAUUGGUGCUGCAUACACACUGUGCAUUCAAGAUGCAUGGAGGCACCCUACAUGUGAAACAGUUAAUCCUUUGUGGUUCAGUUUAAGCACCACUUGAAAGUCCAACCUUUCCCCAUGGCCCCCAUUAAAGGUCUUACCUUUGGUCAGGGCCUCCCUUUGCUCAAGAAAUGAGUAUAAUUAUGGGAAACUAUUGGUUUAUUACUCUUCCAGUUCAUAGUAUUAAGACUUUACUACAAGACUUGACCUUUAUGCUGGGCUUUUGGGUGUAUCUAAGAAGAGCAAAUGGUCGUUGUCACCAAUUCUUAUCCUAACUAGCCUACAGGCUGAUCCCAUUCUGCUACUGCUGAAAAGUGGCUAACACGGGUACAUUAGGCUCCUUAAUUGCAUUAAUUGCCUUAAUUAAACCUACAGCUAAAGUUCUUAGUGAAACACCUUGCCAUUUCUUAGUUGUUGAACUUGUAUAUUUUAGAUAUUAUGAAGCCUUUGUAAACCCUUCCCAUAUCAUAGCUUGGUGAGGGAAUGGUAAAACAGAGAGUGUUUCACUGUGGCUUUUGCACACAUGAUAGAUAAAAGAAAAACUUUUGUACAAAAUACAAUUAAUCAUACCCCAGACAGUCCGGGUCAUAGAGUUAUACAUUUUUAUGCAUUCCCUGUUGUAAGUCUGUCUUUACCCAUUUUGCAGUUUAGCUUUGACCUGUGAAUGCUAAGUCACAUACAAACGCAUAUAUAGCUAUAGAUAUUUUUUAUGUAUUAGUCACAUGACUGUGAAGUUCAUAAAAAGCCCUUAUAAUCAUAUAAUCCAAAAUUAGUGAUUAGCGAAUCUGUCCCAUUUUGCUUUGCCAUAAAAUUUGCGAAACAGUGAAAAAUUUGCGAAAUGCAUUGGCAUAAUAAGUCACAUGCAUAUGAAGAAACCCAUGGAAAUUUUUCGUAUGCAUGUGACUUAUUUCUCACUCCAAAUACAUUAAAGUCGAUUGGCAUUUUGUUUCUGCAAAUUUUCACAGCAAAUUCUGAUUGGAAAAUGCAGCAUUUUGCCACAAAUCCAUGUCUAGUAAAAAGAUUUGCUCGUUACUAUCCAAAACCUUUAUAAUUUUGUUAAUGGCUGUCCAGCUGAAGGCCCAAUGGUCAGAAGUGGCCUUUCUAGAGACUUUUCUGGAACCUAGACAGACUUAACACUGAAAAUGUUAUGUCUGCAUGAUAUUGAUUAUAAUCCUGCCCCUUUACAUUUUGUAAGAUAGAUAAUCACCCACAAUUACACAUGUCCACCUUAAUGACAGAUAAAAGCAUGGGAUUUGGUACCAGGAAGCCAAGGGACAGAUACUAUAUGUCUUCCCAAUGUAUACAAUCCUUAUUGUCAUAGUGCUUAAACCAGAAUUAAAGCAUUAUCCAAGUUUGCGCAGUUAAGAUGCACUUCAGAUAUACUAAAAUGGUUGGUUUCUGCUAGAAAUACAUCCAUGCAGAAUUUAUUCAAGCCUCAUGAAUGAUUAAGGAAACUGAGUGCUGGCUUUAUAUCCAAAUCCAAACCCUAAUGCACAUGAACCAGACAAUAGUGCUACAAAUCAUGUUUACAGACCAGACUGUGUUAUCAAACAAUGGGUUUAUUUUCCUUAAUUAGCAGUGUUCUAUAACGAUUACAGUAUGUCUGUAUAUAACCUAGAAUAGAAUUCCCUCUUUGUUAUUGUGAUCAUCUUUCAAAGAAUAAAAUAAUGUUUAUUCUGUA
Xenopus tropicalis (tropical clawed frog) is the source of this 5199-nucleotide messenger RNA. RefSeq names its product family with sequence similarity 20 member C (gene fam20c). The transcript is spliced from 10 exons. Gene Ontology annotation, cellular component: Golgi apparatus. Lineage: Eukaryota; Metazoa; Chordata; Amphibia; Anura; Pipidae. The coding region runs from base 778 to 2505 and encodes 575 amino acids. The record is from RefSeq and is a predicted model, not a curated record.